This is a messenger RNA of Anarrhichthys ocellatus (wolf-eel), 2295 nucleotides long. RefSeq names its product dorsal inhibitory axon guidance protein a (gene draxina). The record is from RefSeq and is a predicted model, not a curated record. Gene Ontology annotation, cellular component: extracellular region. Gene Ontology annotation, biological process: Wnt signaling pathway; axon guidance. NCBI's taxonomy places the organism in Eukaryota, Metazoa, Chordata, Actinopteri, Perciformes, Anarhichadidae. Bases 182 to 1312 code for a protein of 376 amino acids. The transcript is spliced from 7 exons.
CGGUCCGGAUGCUCGGCACAUCCCGGGGUGCACGGAGAGCGGACUACGGAGCUGCUGCCGCUGUCAGCCUGCAGCCAUAUGACUGAGCUGCUGUUCAAAGCGUAAACAACAACAAAAGGAAAACUACAACAACCAACCAACAAACAAACAAACACACGGGUGGCGUUGUGCUGGACAGACAAUGGCUCUCUCCUGGAGUCUCCUCCUGGCGCUCUUGUUUGCCACCCUGACGCUGUCACACAGCGCUGAGCCCGGAGCUCCUCACGGCAAGAGGAGACAGGCGGCGACCUCGGCGGGUGGCAGCAACGCCCUGCAGCACCCUCUGCAAGGUCUACAGGGCCACCGCUACAGCAGGGACCGCGGAGGGCAAGGGGGCCAGGGGGCCCGCGCUGCCAAAGGCGGAGCCGGGCUGCUCUCCCGCAGGCCCCUGCACCCCCUCGCCAGGCCCGAGGAUGACGGGACGGGCCUGGAGAGUUUGAGCCCGGUGAGACUGGAGACGGGCCCGGCCAGGGACAGAGACAGAGUUCGAAUGAGCAUGAAGAGUCCGUCCCAGACCCGGGAAAACCAGCUUCUGGGGACACGCAAAGGACGGGGACAUGGACACGGGAAUGGACACGGUCACCAUUUUGAGCAAAGGAGACAGGGGAGUCGACGUGACAAGGAGCGGCAUGGAAAAGGGUUUCUUCCAGAGCCAGAGCUCAGCUCUGCGUUUAAGGACAGAGAUUUGUUCGAGGAUCCUCCCUCCUCCUCCACCGCCUCCCCCUCCCUCAACAUGACCCCGCCCAGUGACACCCCCUCCCCCAUGGCCGCCGUCUUUGGCUCCGGCUCCUCCAUGGUUACCACGGUGAUGAACGAGCAUCCCCCAACGCUGCCCCCGGCCUCCACCAAACCCCAGAGGUCCGGAAGAGGAAAAGGACAAGGAGAGGUGAUGCCAACGCUGGACAUGGCACUUUUUGACUGGACAGACUACGAGGACAUGAAGCCUGUGGACACCUGGCCGUCAUCCAGGAAGAAAGACAAGAGGCGGAGUAAGAACCUCAGCAGUGGAAAUGUGACUGAAGACGCUGACGCCAUCGAGCCAUGUGACCACCACCUGGACUGUCUCCCAGGUUCUUGUUGUGACUUGAGACAACAUGAGUGUAAACCUCACAACAGAGGCCUCAACAACAAAUGCUACGACGACUGCAUGUGUGAAGAAGGGUUUCGCUGCUACGCUAAAUUCCACCGGAAGCGGCGCGUGACCAGGAGGAGGGGUCGCUGCGUGGUGCCAGAGUCAGUCAGCAGUGACCAAGGAGGCUUCAUCACUAUCUGAGGAAGAGGAGGAGGUGAAGGUGGAGGACAAGAUGGAGGAGCUUGAAGGAGGAGGGGGGUGGGACGUCCACGACGUCUCUGACAGAGCAGAUAGUGCAGCCAUCAAAUCACAUGACACCGCUAACAUGACGCUAGGUGCUGAAAGGUGACGGCGUGCUGGUUCUUCAAAAACAUCUAAACAUCAACAUCUGGUCAGUUAAAAAGCAAAAUAUUGUAGCUGGAAUUGCUGUUUGACUGUUGCAUUGUGGGAUGAGCCACACCGCUAAUUCAGCAUAACGCCACCUUUAAGCACUUUUUGUUGUUAUUCAGCUGUUUUCACUCCAGCGUCACAGCAGAAGCAUCUGUGUUUUUAAAGACUCACUCAGUCAACAAUGACCAGUGCUUUCUGACAUUUUUUAAAUUGAUAUAAAAGAUUCACUUGGCUGCCAACACGUGUCAUCUCAUAGUUUAUGUGUUGAUAUUCACCACAGUUCUGGUGUCUGUUGUGGUGUCAGCAGUUUUUCUCACAGUUUUUCCUGCAGCUGGUUGUCUCUGUCCUGCUGACCUGAGUCAAACAAUGUUUACAAAUCAUUUUUUGUUUUGUGAUGAAUUACUGUGUUUGGAGUCCAAAACGAGCGGCAUUCAUGAGUUCAGGAUCAUUCAAAUUGAGUCAAGUAAGCUGUCAUUCAUGAUACAAUGACUUUGAAGAGUGUGAGCUCUCUGCUACAUUUCGUCUCUCGGUACACUCGCUUUCCAAACAAAUGCUGAAAAUGAUUUGUAAUCAUCCUGUUUUUGAACCCAGUCUGUUGUCCUGUGUUGUAAAUAAGAAUGUGUUUGAAUUGCCGACAACUUUUUGUUAAAUUGACUUCACUUCUCUUCAAAUGUACUUCACGGUAGAACGAUCUUAAUGUAUGUUUUAUUUAUACUGUGCUUAAACACAGUUGUUCAGAUAUUGUGUUUGUCUCUUUCUGUUUGCUUUUCAUGAUUAAACACUUACUAGGAUAA